AUGAAAGGAAUACAAUAUCUUGGAGAAGCACUAUCACUAAUGAAUGCUGCGCAAGUUUAUCUCGCAUCAAGGUUUCUAAUAACAGACUUCAUUGCAAUAUUCUUCAUAGAAAGCUUUGUGUCUUCUUUGAUAAUCUUUGUGCUAUGUUCUCCAUUUGUUGUAAAGAAAACAACUUUCAAAGAAGUCUCGAACAAUCAAUUAGAGUAUUUCUUCUCGGGGCUUAUUGCAUUCCUGACGUGCUAUGUAUGGUACAAAUGUGCAGGUAUGAUAUCUAUAGGCUUUGGAUUGGCUGCAAAGGGAUUGUGUUAUCCAUUAUCUGUGAUGUUGAUAUUUGCCAUAUCAUCCUCCAUUACAGGAAGUAUAAUGAGCAACCUAAGUAUGGUGGUUGUAAUCUUCAUCAAUAUUUUUCACUCUGUGGACACAAGCUUGGAUGGGUUUUUUGAUAUCUACUCGGGCAUUUUCUAUCUGGCACUGUAUGUGAUAUUUGCUGUUUCAUCGGACUUCAUAGCAAGAUGUAUGAUAAAUAGAAACGGAAUACCGAAGUUUCUGGUUGCAAACUCGUUCUACAUCAUACUGUACUCAUCCCUUCUUCUUCUUGAUCCAGAUAUAGACAAUAGCUCUGGAGUGCAGAUCUUUAUGAAGAAGAAUCCGUACACAUGCAUUGCACUUACUUUACUGUCCACUGUUUCGAAGAUCCUGGGUCCUUAUUACAUAUAUAAACAAGGAACGGUUGCAUAUAGUAACACAAGAGUAUCUACAUAUGCAUACUUCAACAUCAUAAAGUGCUUGGCUGGAAAGGACAGACUCUGGGGACUUGGCGAAGCAAUUUUCCAUUUAAUGAUAUAUACGAUGGUGAUGUUUAUUGAAUGA
Ordospora colligata OC4 is the source of this 870-nucleotide messenger RNA. RefSeq lists its product as uncharacterized. The transcript has a single exon. NCBI's taxonomy places the organism in Eukaryota, Fungi, Microsporidia, Ordosporidae. The record is from RefSeq and is a predicted model, not a curated record. The coding region runs from base 1 to 870 and encodes 289 amino acids.